AUGUAUCUCAAUAAGAUCAAUAUUUUCUUGGAAAUAUUAAAACACGAAGAAAAAGCUAGUCUUGCAGAAUAUAUUGGGGAUAUUGUGUAUGUGGUCACAUUAGGGAUAUGGGUUUUAACUUGGGCCCGAGGCGGAGACAACAUUGAUCAAACAGGAAUAAAUAUAAUAGAUAGAUAUCGUGUAUUACAAACGAAAAUCAAUGAUCCUGUAAUGAAGGAACAAGUUGUAUACUUUAUAAGAUUUCUUCAAAAAUUACGCCCAGAGUUGACUGCUUGUGGAUUUACUACUAUAAACAGAAAACUUAUAACCUCUUUUUUCAUUACUUUAACUCCAUACAUAGUAAUUGUUUUGCAGAUUCAUACAAACAUUGACUAA
This is a messenger RNA of Diabrotica balteata, 375 nucleotides long. The record is from the annotation of a GenBank genome assembly. NCBI's taxonomy places the organism in Eukaryota, Metazoa, Arthropoda, Insecta, Coleoptera, Chrysomelidae.